AUGUCGACCUCGCCCGAAUCCCAAUCCCACUCCCCCUCCGACUCCCACUCCGACUCCCACUCCGACUCCCACUCCGACUCCCACUCCGAAUCCCCCGACCCCCAAACACCAGCAGCACCAGCACCAGCACCAGCAGCAAUAGCAGCACCAGCAUCAGCACCAGAACCGGCACAGGCACAGGCACAGGCACAGGCACAAGCACAAGCACAAGCAUCAGCACCAGCACCAGCACCAGUACCAGUGCCAGUACCAGUACCCUCACAGGCACCCUUCCAACCACACCCCUCCUACCACCGCCCCAUCCACCCCGCCCCCGCCCCUCUCCCCAAGCUCCUCCCCGCGCCCCAAACCCCCCAAACCCGCCCAACCCCCCCCCUCCCCGCCAAGCCCGCCACCGACGCCGCCGCCAAACCCGCCGCCACCACCGCGACGAUCACCAUCCCCACCGAGACCAACCCGGCCAACAUCCCGCGGCGCGGCGCUGAGGUCGGCAUCGGCCGCCGUGGCGCCGCCGUGGCACUCGGGCAGACGGGCCUCCCGCUCCGCAACAUCUCCGCCAUCCUGCACCUGCCGCUCUCGACCGUGUCGGGCAUCAUCUCGCACGCAAAGGAGAUGGCCGAGGUCAAUGGCGGGUCGCCGCUCGACGAUAUCAACCUCCGCUCGAAGCGCCGCAUGGGCAGGCCGAAGAAGUGGACCGUGGAGGAGAAGAGGGUGGUCAUACAGGUGUGUACGCGCGACGCCAAGCAGCGGGCAAAGUCGUAUGUCAUGCUGGCGAAGGAGUGUCCGUUUAAGAUUGAUGAGCGCACGGUGAGGAGGAUCAUGACGGAGGCUGGAUAUGAUCGUAGGAGGAGCCAUGUGCCCGAUGCCGCGGAGAGGGUCUCAGAUGAUGUGGAUGAGUAG
Messenger RNA from Morchella sextelata, 900 nucleotides. RefSeq lists its product as uncharacterized. Bases 1 to 900 code for a protein of 299 amino acids. The record is from RefSeq and is a predicted model, not a curated record. Lineage: Eukaryota; Fungi; Ascomycota; Pezizomycetes; Pezizales; Morchellaceae. The transcript has 2 exons.